UGAGGCCGGCGGGUGGACGGGCGGCAGCGGUCUCGCACCGGCGCCGGUCGCAGGCGUUGCCGGUUGGGAGUGAGUCCACGCAGCAGCCGAUCGGCGUCUCAGCCUCUCCCUCUUGCAGCGCCGAGCCUCUGAGCCGGGGCUCGCUCCGCCGGCGUCACAAUGACCAAGGCCGGUAACAAGGGCGGGAGUCUCCGCGACAAGCUGGACGGCAACGAGCUAGACCUGAGCCUCGGCAACCUCAGCGAGGUCCCCGUCAAGGAGCUGGCUGCGCUCCCCAAGGCCACUGUUCUGGAUCUGUCCUGCAACAAGCUCACUGUUCUCCCGUCGGAGUUCUGUGGCCUCACACACCUAGUGAAGCUGGAUCUCAGUAAAAACAAGCUGCAGCAGCUGCCCGUGGACUUCGGCCGGCUGGUCAACCUCCAGCACCUGGACCUGCUCAACAACAGGCUGGUCACCCUGCCUGUCAGCUUUGCUCAGCUCAAGAGCCUGAAGUGGCUGGACCUGAAGGAUAACCCCCUGGACCCGGCCCUGGCCAAGGUGGCAGGGGAUUGCCUGGAUGAGAAGCAGUGUAAGCAGUGUGCAAACAAGGUGCUGCAGCACAUGAAGGCUAUGCAGGCUGACCAGGAGCGCGAGAAGCAGCGGCGACUGGAAGUGGAACGAGAGGCGGAGAAGAAGCGGGAGGCGAAGCAGCGUGCGAAGGAGGCGCAGGAGCGGGAGCUGCGGAAGCGGGAGAAGGCCGAGGAGAAGGAGCGGCGGAGGAAGGAGUAUGACGCCCUCAAGGCCUCCAAGAAGGAGCAGGAGAAGAAACCCAAGAAGGAGAACAAUCAGAAGUCCAAGUCCGGCUCCCGCCCCCGCAAGCCGCCGCCCCGGAAACACACUCGCUCCUGGGCAGUGCUGAAGCUGCUGCUGUUGCUGCUGCUGUUGUGUGUGGCCGGUGGGCUGGUGGCCUGUCGAGUCACUGAGCUGCAGCGGCAGCCCCUGUGCACCCGCGUGAACGCCAUCUAUGACAACGCGCUCCGGGGGCUGCGCAGCCACGAGAUCCUCCAGUGGGUCCUCCAGACCGAGUCCCAGCAGUGAGCUGCCCUCCGCACACCCCUGCCGCCCGCCGUGGAGCUCACGUCCCUGGAAUUGGGUUCUGCGGGCCACCACCUCUGUAGCGUCAGACCACCCUGCCAUCACCACGGGGCUGCCGCCUGGUACUGGAAGUCUCCUCUUUGUAGGACUUGUUCCACAGUCAGGGGACCCUGUUGGAAUAAGGAAACUGAGGGUGGGG
Echinops telfairi (small Madagascar hedgehog) is the source of this 1273-nucleotide messenger RNA. It is a transcript of the gene LRRC59, whose product is annotated as leucine rich repeat containing 59. The transcript is spliced from 7 exons. The record is from RefSeq and is a predicted model, not a curated record. Bases 160 to 1077 code for a protein of 305 amino acids. Lineage: Eukaryota; Metazoa; Chordata; Mammalia; Afrosoricida; Tenrecidae. Gene Ontology annotation, molecular function: protein binding.